GAAAUUCCCCUUUUCAGUUUCUGUGAACCGAAAUUCCAAGAAAAACGGUGUAGUGUCAGAUUACUGUGCUGGAGAAGUUCGUCAAUUUAAUUGAAAAUUGGUACCUAUGAUAUGAAUCAAAUUCACAAGGACCUUAUUACACAUAACUAUGUCAAACUGAUUGAGGCAAUCAAGCAUGAUGUGGACAGUGUAUGCAGGAACUUAAAAAAUAAUGAAAUUAUAUCUGAAAUCAUGUAUGAAGAUAUUCUGGUAAAUGCAUCACCUUCUAAGAAAUCAGAGAAACUUUUGGAUCUGAUAAUGACAAGGGGCCCUGGAGCGUUUAAUGCUUUGUACCAGGCUGUUUUAAGUGCUGAGUUAUUUGAUGCUGCUGAUAUUCUUGAACCUAAUAAAGGACCACAUUGGUCCAAACCAAAAAAUCUCACUUAUGUGCUAAAGUGCAGAAACUGCUGCAAAGUAAUGGAACAAAAACACAAAUGUCUCAUUAAAAAAAAUGAUGCCAUCUUGGUGAAAGAGAUUUCAAAAUAUGUGCAUCUCAUUGCCAGGCAACUCAAAAAUAAUAAUAUUAUAACUGAACGUAUGCAUGAGGACAUCAUGAGUGAAGAGCUAAGAAAUACCAAUAGUAAAAAAACAGAAUAUCUCCUAGACCUGAUUGUUACUAGAGGGCCCUAUGCUUUUGAUGCGCUCUACCAAGCAUUAGUGGAUGCAGAAAUCUUUGCAGCUGCUGAAAUACUGAAGCCAGGAAAUAAAUCACUUUGGAAAAAGCCUGAUGGUGUUGAUGGCGUGGAUGAAAGUAUGGCUGGUCAAACUAAAGAGAGUAAUGACUAUCUGUCUAUGUUACCCAAAGAGUGGCCUUUGAAAGAGGUUUUGACCAAUGUAACUGUGAGAAAAAUAAUUGAAAACUCAGAUAUGCAUUCAGAGUUUAACAAGACUUCAGAAAGGCAAUGCCAGAGUUGGUACCCGAUGAUUCACAAUCCUAGGGGCAGGGUGUUGAUAAUUGACAAUGAAGAGUUUUGUCAUCUUGACAAGAGGCAUGGAACAAAACAGGACUCAGAUGCCCUUAAAAAUAUUUUUCAGCAGCUUUUUUUUGAAGUAUGUGUCCAAUACAACAAGACUAAAGAGGAAAUGGUAAAGAUCAUGGAUGAAGAAAGUAAAAUUGACCACAGCAAAUUUGAUUGUUUCAUAUUGGUGAUUUUAUCACAUGGGACCACAAGUGGUAUUUAUGGAACUGAUGGGCAGUCAUCCAAAAACUUAAUAACACACAAAGAUAUUAGAAACACAUUUUGUGUGAGUCGCACACUUCGCAAUAAACCAAAACUUUUCUUUAUCCAGGCUUGUCGUGGAAAAAAUAGGGACACAGGCCAUGAAAACGAGAAGUCAGAUUCCUGCUCAAAUGGAGCUAGUAUUGCAGAUUUAGUAGAAGAACUUCAAUUUGAAGAAGUCUCAGAUGGGGAUAAGAUACCAACACAUGCAGAUUAUUUAUUUUCCUUAUCGACAACAUCAGACAAUGUAUCCUGGCGUAUUGGAACAAUUGGCUCCUGGUUCAUUCAAGCCAUUGUAUAUGUGUUUGCCAACUUUGCACAUUGCUGUGAUAUUCAAGAACUUCUAACUUUGGUUCAUUCUCUGGUGAGCAGAGCUGAAACAAAGUUUGGCAAGAAACAGAUGCCAUUAAAAAAAGACACUUUGAGACAUAAGUUUAGCUUUUUCCCAGGGCUAUACAAAUCUUAAGCCUUAAUACUUAUUCACUGGAUGUUUUUGGGGAGUGUAUAAGAUGUUAUAACCUAUUGUUACCUCGCAUUUUUUAACAAUGUAGAUCUAGAUGUUAACAGAAAAAUCUAUCAGUACCAAGGAACUAUUGGUUAUAUUCCAAAAAAUGGAUUUAUUCUUUAAAAUCUAAGUUAAGUGUGCCUAUGAAUCACUAAACAAUCUGUUUAAAAAAUUCAGCUGUAAUUGCUCAAUACUUAACCAGUUGUGCAUCAGUCAUAUUUAUAUUAUUGAUACAUAAUUUACCCUAUAAAACAAUAGGACAUAAAUGAAGACUGAGGCCUCUUUAGAUCUUUUUUUUUGGCAAAAAAACAUAAUUCCAGUUAUAGCCUAGCCACUAAAAUAAUGAGGGUAGGCCUUGUCAAGUAGUAUUUAUACUUUAUCACAACUGCUGACUCUGCUUGGACAAUGAAGCUGACCUUUGUCCAACUUUCCUAGUAAAUUAUCUCCUUAAUGGGCUAUUCGUAAAUUAAAUCACACAUUUGGGGAGAGAGGAAGAGAUUAGGAAGGGUGAGUUCACACUUUAGUGAAAAAAGCGCAGCAUGAGCGAGAGGGGUUCAGACUUUUGUUUGACUUACAUGGUGGAGUGUCAAGAAAGGUGAUGGAUUUACUUUAUAUACUUUCUGCUAAUUAAAUGGUUGCAUUGUCAUUGAUCCCUACUCCAGACAAGCUUUGGACUCUCAGAUAACCAAAAAUCAUAUGGGCUAGCUAUGACAGUCCAAUUAUUACACAUUUGAAGAUAUAAAUUCUCAUUACAGUAUUUUAAAAUUUUUGUAAAUUAAGUUUUUUUAUUUUUAAAAGGUCAUAAAAAAAUAAUUCAGUUUACUAACUUAAUGUAGACUUUUUAAAAAGAAAUUAUCAUUGCACUUUACCUAUAAUUAUUAUAUAAUAUUGGUUGUUGGUGCAUUACUAUGCAAUUUUUUUAAAGAGAUAAGUUUUUAAAAUAUCUCUAUAAAAUGACCCUUUGUUAUUUCAGCAAUGAAUAUUGUACUGUUAAUAAAUGAGUU
Messenger RNA from Physella acuta, 2768 nucleotides. RefSeq names its product caspase-1-A-like. Gene Ontology annotation, cellular component: IPAF inflammasome complex; AIM2 inflammasome complex; NLRP3 inflammasome complex. Gene Ontology annotation, biological process: proteolysis; regulation of inflammatory response; regulation of apoptotic process. NCBI's taxonomy places the organism in Eukaryota, Metazoa, Mollusca, Gastropoda, Physidae. Gene Ontology annotation, molecular function: cysteine-type endopeptidase activity. The record is from RefSeq and is a predicted model, not a curated record.